AUGUCACAAACCAACACGCAGGGCCCGGCCCUGGAGAAAGGAAUUUGGGCCGCGGUGAUCAUCGCCGCGGUGAUCGUGAUUCUGCGGGUCUUUGCGAAGAUCAAAAUCAAACGGUUUGGGGUCGACGAUGUCUUGAUGAUCAUUGCGGAGUUGGACAAUACCCCCUACAAUGCUGGUCAUUAUCGCACCGCCAUCCUAGCAAUCGUAUCUACCGUCUUCCUCACCCUCUCAAUCAAGCAUGGCUUCGGUGGCGAUUUGACGACGUUGAACACGCACGACCAGGAGUUGGUCUUGAAAUACAUCGCCAUCCAAGUGCCGAUUGUCACCUUCAGCACCACCAUCGCCCGCUCGGCAUUCAUAAUCUACCUCUUGGCCAUUCUCGGCACCAACAAGACAUAUCAAAUUGCGCUUUGGACGGUUUUGGCUAUUCAGUUGGCGGGUAACAUUGUUUCCGCAGUCCUCCCACUGAGUAUCUGUCGCAAUGUGGCGGCGCUGUGGAACAAGGAGGCUGCUUUGCAUACUACCUGUGGCAACACUGAUUCCGUGAUCAAGUUUGCCUAUUUCUCGAAUACUUUCAAUUCGGCCACCGACUUAUUUUUGGCGAUUUUCCCAACUAUCAUUUUCUGGAAUUUGAACCUCAAGAUGCGUAUCAAGAUCAGUUUGAUCGUCCUCCUAAGCCUGGGAAUUGUUGCAAUGGUUGCUUCUAUUGUUAAAACAACGAAGCUCACCGAUCUCCCUGGCAUCACCAACCUCGGCGCUAGUGGCGGCCUUGAAUUGAUCCGCUGGGGCUAUGUCGAGAAUUCUAUUAUCAUCAUUACAUCCUCCGUCCCCUGCAUCCGCCCAUUGGUCAUUUCCUCCGUUCGCAAGAUCUCCAGCGUCACCCGUUCCUAUGAACUCAGCACGCCUUUCAGUGGUCAUCGUACGGGCGGAAAUGAGACCAGUCAAUCACGCCUGGCUCGGCGGUUCAACAAGUCCCAUCACCUCGAGAACGGCAGCGUGGAGCGCAUCCUUGAUCAAAGCGUGCACACGAACACUACUGUUGGUGGGCACCCGGAUUCUCCGGUGCAGGAACAUCCGGGGAUCACGAAGCAGGUAGAGAUCUCUGUUGUCUCGGACGAUCGAACGCGGCAGGCAUAG
This is a messenger RNA of Penicillium macrosclerotiorum, 1137 nucleotides long. RefSeq lists its product as uncharacterized. The transcript has 5 exons. The coding region runs from base 1 to 1137 and encodes 378 amino acids. NCBI's taxonomy places the organism in Eukaryota, Fungi, Ascomycota, Eurotiomycetes, Eurotiales, Aspergillaceae. The record is from RefSeq and is a predicted model, not a curated record.